AUGAGUCGUUUUACGGAUGUUGACGUUUCAUCUAAAAGACUUCCAGCAGUUUAUGGUUAUCAUAGUCAAAAACUUGUUUCACUUGAACAGGCAUUAGAACUUAUCGUACCUCAAAUUGAUCAACUCGCUCGAUAUAUCAAAACAGCUAAGAAAUACUGUCUUUAUCCUUCGGAACAUAAUCUGACACGUGAUGAGUCAGCUUCUAUUUAUAUUUACACGAUGGAAUGGGAUGAAAGUAGUUUAUAUCGUGUCUUAAAUAAAGCAUUACGAGAUGAAAAUCGACAAGGAUUAAAAAUAUGGUUUCCAUAUUUAAAAUUAUUCGACACCGCAUUGGAUAAACUACCAACAGUCAAAGAAGGUCUAUGGCGAGGUGUCUCUCUUGAUAUAGGAAAAAACUUCAGGAAAAAUCAAAUUUUAACAUGGUGGACCGUUAAUUCAUGUUCAUCAUCGGUUGACGUGAUUAAUCGAUUUCUGGGAGAAUCUCAAACGUCAACUCUUUUUAUGAUCGAAGCUGCAAACGGGAAGAAAGUGUCAGGUUAUACAGUCUAUGAAGACGAAGAUGAAGUUAUCUUACCAAUAGGUACACAGUUUCGUGUAAAAAGUAAUCCAUUAAAACAAUCGAAUGAUUCUCAUAUUGUGCAUAUGAUUGAAAUUAAUGACGAUGAUGAUCAAGAUGUUGCAUCAGAAAUGGAUCAAAUGCAUUUGAAUGCCAAUUCAGCAAAAUCAAAAACAACAACGACUGUAUUGUCAAAACCACCGACAUAUAGAAAUCAAGAACUUGAACAAAUGAUCGAUGAGAUGAAAGAUGAAUCCACUGUGGACUUCCGUAGCAUGCACCAAUUUCAAUUCCAACCAAUUCCAAUACCAGUUCUAGAAUCGGAAUUGGUUGGAAUUGGUAGAAUUGGGAUUGGAGUUGGUUAG
Messenger RNA from Adineta steineri, 921 nucleotides. Lineage: Eukaryota; Metazoa; Rotifera; Eurotatoria; Adinetida; Adinetidae. The record is from the annotation of a GenBank genome assembly.